This is a messenger RNA of Glossina fuscipes, 1567 nucleotides long. RefSeq names its product annexin B10-like. Bases 120 to 1079 code for a protein of 319 amino acids. NCBI's taxonomy places the organism in Eukaryota, Metazoa, Arthropoda, Insecta, Diptera, Glossinidae. Gene Ontology annotation, cellular component: cytoplasm. The transcript has 4 exons. The record is from RefSeq and is a predicted model, not a curated record. Gene Ontology annotation, molecular function: calcium-dependent phospholipid binding; calcium ion binding.
ACACUUAUAAUACAGAAAAUUUUUUCUUAUUAAAGCAAUUGUUUUAGACUUCAAUAUACGGAACAUAAAAAAAGAAAAAAAAUUGAAAAUUGCAGAUAGAGAAAAAUAAUAUCUUUAAAAUGGAUUAUAACCCUAUGCCAACUAUAUUGCCCGCUGAAAAUUUCGAUAUUGAGGCGGAUGCUGCAGCUUUGCGUGCAGCCAUGAAAGGAUUUGGCACUGAUGAGAAAGCUAUAAUUGAUAUGUUAACAGCGCGUUCCAAUGCCCAGCGUCAAAAAAUUAAGGAGCAUUUCUUGCGUGAAUAUGGGCGCGAUUUAAUCGAUGAUUUAAAAAGUGAAUUAGAAGGGAGAUUUGAAGGUGUUAUUGUUGGUUUAAUGCUACGUCCAGUCGAGUAUCUUUGCAAGCAACUGCACAAAGCGAUGGAAGGUGCUGGCACAAACGAAAGCACUUUGGUUGAGAUUCUCUGCACUAAGUCUAAUGAUGAAAUGGCUGAUAUAGUCAGUUGUUAUGAAAAUAUGUACGAUCGUCCAUUAGUUGAACAUAUCUGCAGUGAAACUUCGGGUCAUUUCCGACGUCUUUUAACAUUAAUUGUGACAGGGGUGAGAGAUCCAGCUGGUACUGUCGAUGCUGAAAAAGCUAAAGAACUAGCACAAGCUCUAUACAAUGCUGGCGAAGCCAAGCUAGGCACUGACGAAGAAGUAUUCAAUCGCAUUUUAGCUCAUAGCAGCUUCGCCCAGUUACGUUUGAUAUUUGAGGAGUAUAAGCAAUUAUCUGGCCAAACUAUAGAGCAGGCCAUUAAGCAUGAAAUGAGUGGAAAAUUGCAUGAUGCUAUGAUGGCUAUAGUGGAAUGUGUCCAAUCUCCACCAACCUUUUUCGCUAUACGUCUUUUUAAAGCCAUGGAUGGCAUUGGCACUGAUGACACUACUUUAAUAAGAAUUAUAGUUUCACGUUCCGAAAUAGAUUUGGGUAAUAUUAAACAAGAAUUUGAACGACUCUACAAUCGCACCCUUUACAGUGCCGUUAAGUCUGAAACUUCUGGCGAUUAUAAGCGCGCCUUAUGUGCUUUACUUGGUGGCUGUUAGAAUUAUUUAUUCGUUUUUAUUCGUAUUUUCUUCAUAUCCUUAAAUAUUUCUUCAUUUGUUAAAAACAAAACUACACAGAAUAGCAGGCAAGAUAUUUUUGUAUUAAACAUAGUUCGAAAUUGUUUAAGUACACUUACGCGGAUCGGUUUGUAUGAGAAGUUAAUCCAUCAUUCAAACCUGGCAAAAGGCAAUAUCAUAAAUUACAUCAGUAAACAUCUCUUGUAGUAAAACUUUAUGACUACAAUAUGAUUACAAUUUAAUUUAGCAAAAUUUGUUUGUUAUCACAUGUUUUACAUUAAAAAUAUAACAUUUAUGGAACGUACGCAUGUUUUUUGCUGAAGGCGUCUUAGAAUAAACUAUAAAAAAAAAAAAAAAAAUUAUGCGCCUCUUGAUUAAUUAUGUCCACCAGGGGGGAUACAUGAACUAUCGUGCGGUCAUCAGAUCAUUUAAUAGCAAGAGUGAACUAAACUUUGCAAUUCAACUGAGCA